Cynoglossus semilaevis (tongue sole) is the source of this 376-nucleotide messenger RNA. Its product is annotated as proprotein convertase subtilisin/kexin type 6-like. The record is from RefSeq and is a predicted model, not a curated record. Lineage: Eukaryota; Metazoa; Chordata; Actinopteri; Pleuronectiformes; Cynoglossidae. Gene Ontology annotation, molecular function: serine-type endopeptidase activity. Gene Ontology annotation, cellular component: trans-Golgi network; Golgi membrane. Gene Ontology annotation, biological process: peptide hormone processing. The transcript is spliced from 3 exons. The annotation marks the transcript as partial.
AAUGGCUCCAACAGCAGGUGGUGAAGGAAAGAGCAAAGAGGAGCUACGUCACUGCAGACAUGAAAACUAGAGGCUUGCCUGCUGCCCACACUAAACCCGUCCACACACAGACGCUGCACUUCAAUGACCCAGUGUGGAGCAGCCUGUGGUAUUUUCACUGCAUUGAAAAGUCCAAAGGCUGCAGGUCUCACAUGAACAUCGCUGCAGCCUGGGAGAGAGGGUAUACGGGGAAGGGCGUGGUGGUGUCCGUCCUCGAUGACGGCAUUGAGAAAGAGCAUCCCGAUCUGAAGCCAAAUUAUGAUCCAGUAGCCAGCUACGAUAUGAAUGGACGAGACCCAGAUCCGUCUCCUCAUUAUUCAAGCUCUGCUGACAACUA